Molecule: messenger RNA, 1095 nt
Organism: Lathyrus sativus (Indian pea)
Lineage: Eukaryota; Viridiplantae; Streptophyta; Magnoliopsida; Fabales; Fabaceae
Source: the annotation of a GenBank genome assembly
AUGAAUUAUUGUGCCACCAAAAGUGUUGUAAAGAGAAAAGCCAAAGAAACUGAUGAAACGUUGUCGUUUACAAACAAUAACAAUAACAAGAUGUCGCAUCACCAUGAUCGGAACAAAGCAAAACGGUUUCCUCUCGUGUCGUUUUGGGAGCUUCCCAAUUAUAUGAAGGAUAAUGAAUAUAUUUUACGUUAUUAUAGAGCUAAUUGGCCUCUUAAAGAAGCUUUCUUCAGUCUCUUUCGUUGGCAUAAUGAAACGUUGAAUGUUUGGACACAUUUACUUGGGUUUAUUCUCUUUCUUGGAUUGACCUUGGCCAAUUUGAUGAAGCCUCAUGUUGUUGAUCUCUUGCAACAAUUUACAAGGUCUCUCUCUUCAGGUGCUGAAAAAAAUGUAUCUGAUACCAUCAAAGAUUUCCUGGGCGUGGCGUUACUGUUUGAUCUAAAAAAUCAACUACCAUUGAAAAUGGAAGUUGAAGCUUUAGAAUUUGUUAUAGCAAGAUGGCCAUUCUUUGUUUUCCUAGGUGGUUCUAUGUUCUGUCUCCUCUCAAGCAGUAUCUGUCACCUUUUCUCAUGUCACUCCCAUGACUUAAACCUGUUUCUGUUAAGACUCGACUACUGCGGUAUCGCUGUCAUGAUCAUAACUUCAUUUUUCCCUCAGAUUUACUAUGUUUUCCUAUGCCAACCUCAUUGGCAACUCCUCUACCUAGCUGGUAUUACAGCCAUGGGACUAUUCACUAUAAUAACACUGCUUUCUCCGACGCUUUCUACUGGAAAACACCGCGCCUUUCGUGCUAUGUUGUUCUGUUCGAUGGGACUUUUCGGCAUUGUGCCUGCAGUUCAUGCGUGUAUUGUGAAUUGGGCAAAUCCUCGGCGCAAUAUUACACUAGCGUACGAAUGUGCCAUGGCAUUUUCUUACUUGAUUGGAACAUUGUUCUACGUGACGCGGAUACCGGAACGAUGGAAGCCUGGUUGGUUUGAUUUGGCAGGACACAGUCAUCAAAUAUUUCAUGUUUUAGUUGUGGUUGGUGCAUUGGCACAUUAUGCAGCUACUCUUAAGUUGCUUGAAUGGCGUGACAAUUUUGGCUGUGACAUUGUUUAA